This is a messenger RNA of Monoraphidium neglectum, 363 nucleotides long. RefSeq lists its product as hypothetical. The annotation marks the transcript as partial. Lineage: Eukaryota; Viridiplantae; Chlorophyta; Chlorophyceae; Sphaeropleales; Selenastraceae. The transcript has a single exon. The record is from RefSeq and is a predicted model, not a curated record.
AUGGACAUCAUCGUACUGAAAGUCCUGGGUCUUUAUCCAGACGACAAGCACAGCGUCUCGCUGGGCGAGCCUGCAGGCGCCAAGCGCACGCAUGCGCACUGCAGCGACAACAGUGGCGGCGCCUUGCCGCCCAAGCGCCACCGCUCAGAUCCCGCCCCAGCGCCGCAGCCGCCGCGCGCCUCCGCCAGACCCGCAAUCCCGUGUAUCCAAGACUCGCCAGUGGCGCCCGCAGGCGGCGCUCUCAGCUUGAAAGGCGGAGUGCGCAAGGGCGGCGGUGGCAGUGGCAGGGGCAGUGGCAGGGGAGGAGAACAAGGAAGAGGAAGAGGCGGGGGCGCGGCCGAGGACUGGGUCGGGGGCAAGCAG